UUUGACUUUUUUAAUGUAAUAAUAAAUCGACUACCUAGUUUACACUGUGUGAUCUGUAAGGAAGUCAGAUGACUACUUUUUUAUUAAGCAGUUGAUAGUAUUGUUUUAUUUGUGUAUGUCUAUAUGCCUGGUAGCUUAGACUGUUUACUUGAUGUGUACUGCCUUAUCAUUUGUUUGGUGAUAUAAAUUUUACAUCUAAGUUAUUCAAAAAAUAUUAAACUUAUUCAAUACAAUCUACGCGGUUAAUAGAUACAUUUAGAAAUGGUUACUUAUAGUCAGUUGCUCCAUACGUCGGGUAUGACAGAAGUAAUUUAGAAGAAAUUUAAGAGCCUCUAAAUCAAAAGAUGUUAUUAGUUCAUUAACUCAUUGACUGUUUGUUUGAGUCGUGUUGGUAUAUGGCAGUCCAUCUGAUUGUAGUUUACACCGUAACCACGGUCAUAGGCUUCAGGUAAUAUGACUUGAAAUCGAUCACUGACUCAUGCCCCUUUUAUCUUCCCCCAAAACAUUAGGUUCAAGUACUUCCUCAUACACACUUCAUUUUCACUCGUUCUUUUCGAACCAUACUUUCAGUGUUGAUGUUUCUUAACUGUCAUUGAUAUCACCAUUAUUUCGAUUCCUCUGCUAUUCAUCUUGUCAAGUUUGUCUCUUUAUGCUGGUGUAGCGUGACUAGUUGAGCCUAUUAAUCCUUUUUACCAGACUUUACGGUGAUUAUGACUGACUGUACAUUUAAAGUGUGAUUAUAUUUGGUCUGAGGAAUCGGUAAUCGCAAGGAAGUAUAUCAAUAACUAGUUUUUUUUCAAAGAAUCAACUAGUGUUUUGCAUGAAGUAGAGUUUCGUAAUUUAUAUUUAUAAACUGAUGUCGAUUCAUCCAUAGUUUAACUAAUGACUUCUUGUCUCCCAUAGAAAUAAUAGCAUAUUCAUGGAAAGCAGUUUCUGAAACUCUAUUUUUAUAUUAUGAUAUUGCUGAAGGAACCUAAUACAUGCAGUUAUAACGUAUCGAAAACAACUAGAUCACAUAGACUGGCAUUUUGUCGAAUAACCAUUUUGAUUCUCCCGUUAUCGUACUUACAAUACCUAUGGUUACAUCAUUUAUUUCAACAUUGAAUAUGAAUACUGGUGUAGCGCAACUUAGCGCCUGGCUUACUAGUCAAGCUAUUCAUGUACCUCCUGGUUGGAUUGAUGCUUGUGUGGCUUGGCUUGCUGAAGAGCAUGGAGGUAUUGAUGCAUGUAAUCAUCUUACAAAGUCUGAUUGGUGUCAAUUAAUAUAUGAGCAAUGGCUUCAUUCUGAUUUGAAGCAGUUAGAAUGUCCAGUUCUACCGUCAACUAUAUCUGCUUCAAGAAAUCCCCAUGACAGUUCGCUUAGCAGUGGUACUGAUGCAAAUACCAUGAAUUCACCUGCACUUAAGCUGGAUGGUGAACUUUGUCUUCAAGUUGUCAAUUUAUUCAACAUAGGUGAAUCAUACUAUGGUCAACUGAGACGAUAUGAGGGUAAUUUGAGCGUGAAUCUACCUUCAUUGGAAGUAGACAGUGAAAAUAAUCCAGAUGGACAUACUACACAAAUGACACAAGCUUUUAGUCAAUAUCUUAAUCAAAGUCCAACUCAAACAAACAAUUUUAGACAGUCAACAAUGGCCAAUUGUCUCACUCUAUUUCUUACUGAUGGAGUAAAUGAAAUCAAAGUUAUUGAAUUUGGCACCCAAUCCACAAGAUCACGAUCUUCUUUACCUUUUAAAGAAUUAUCAAAAAAACUUCGACCUGGAGUAAAAAUUCGUCUACGUGGACCAUUACUUUUACGUAAUAACGUCUUACUUGUUCCUCCCGGUGCUUUACAGUCACUAUCAAGCCAUCAAUUGGAAGUUUUAGGCGGUGAGGUUGAUGAACUCUUAGAAAACUAUGAAGAAAAUACUAUGUAUGAGGUUGGUAAACUAUUGGCUAAUAAACUAAAUAUACCAUUAACUGAAAAUAACAGCUUGCCGUCUUGGUUUCCUCGUGUAUCAUCUAGACAGUUACGCAGCCCAGCUGGUGAUAAUCUGUUACCCAGUAUAGAAGUGCCCGAUGAGCAGUCUAAUUAUGUACCAGACGUUCAACAAAACCGUAAUAAUAACAUUCCUAACAGUGGGAAUGGCAGAGAUCCACUAAGUUCUGUUCGUUACCCAUUGAGUACUGCUUCUACUGGUGAUAGGGGUGUCGUCGGUGGCAGUGGUAGCGUUUCUCCAGAAUUAUGGGAUGAUGAAAUAUUCGAUGAUGCAAUAUUGAGUCAUGCUGCUCAAUCUAUGGAGAAACAGUUAGAUUGUAGUAGAAGUGGUGUAUCGAUUUCACGAAGUUCUGUCCAUUCGUUCAAUGAUCCACUUCGUUUACCAACAAGUGUUAUAUCUGAUGAACGAGAGCGACUGUCAAAUGAAUCUAAAUUUAGUGGUCUUCAACGUACUCACAGUGUUGUUGAUGAGAGCGAGAACAAUGUUUCUAUUGAUAGCGAUGAUCCGUUUUUAGAAGAUCAAGUCGAUCCAGAUAUAUUGGCUUCUGCUCUGGCUGAAAUAGACGAACAACAGUCAAUGAAUUCUACAAAUUUUCCCAAAACUAAUCAGUUAAAAGGGAAUGAGAUGCGAAUUUUUCAAUCCAAUAAAAAUGUAUCCGAAACAACUGCAACUUCGUCAACAUUAUCAUCAACUGUAAUGAAAACAAGUACAGUAAGUCAACCGAUAAAAUCACAAAUAGAAUCAAAACAAAGUUUGAAACAAACGUUAUUAAAGCUACAGUCACGCAGUCGAUUAGUGAAUAAACUGAGUGAUAAUCCAUCACUCCCUUCUUCUUCUUCUUCUUCUUCUUCUAAACCGCAACCGACUGAACCAUUCUCACCAGAACUAGUAAAACCAGACAUCAAAAAAGUACAAACUAACAUCAACAACAAUGAAGAUCUUCUGCCACCAGUGCCUAAACGUAAAACAUUGGAAUUCAAACAAACAAACAGUACUAUUGCAAGUAAUAGUAAAUCUAAAAAUAUACUACAGUUUGCAUCUUCAUCCAGCCAUCAAGUUGUUUCAACGACUACAGAAGAUAAUCAUGAUAAACACAUGGUCAGUAGUAGACAACUGUCAUCCAGUUCAUUGGAAAUUGAUUAUCACUUUCAUCCAUUUUGUUAUAUUCAAGAUAUAUAUGAUAAACUACUUAAAACAAAAGAUAGUAGUAAUGGUUCAGCCUCCAUAAAUACUGUUUACACAAUUCGUGGUUUGCUUAUUAGUUUGUUGUCAUCAUUAGAACAUCAUAAUGGUACUAAAUGGACACUAGCUGUGCGAAUUACAGAUGGUAGUGCAAUUCUUGAUCUAGAUGUCGCUUCAGACUUACUAACUGAAUGGAUUGGUUUAACUCCUAGUGAAAGUGAAUCAUUAAGACGAUUGAGUAAAAUUGACUCGGAUUCUUCGAAUCCACUUGCAGUUCAAGAGGCACAGAAACAUCGUCAACGUUUACGUACAGCAUUAACAAAUUUCCAAAUAUUUUUAUCACAUUUAGGCGGUUUAUUCAAUAUUACAAUUCAAACAUGCAAUGAUAAUUUUGUAAAAUAUGGAAAGAAUACAGCAAACAAUACUAAUACUGCUAAUACUACUACUACUACUACUACUACUACUAGUAGUAGUAGUAGUAGUAGUAGUAGUAGUAGUAGUAGUAGUAGUAGUAUCGAUCAGUCAUCUUUAUCAUCAUCGAUACGUCCCAUUUUAAUAGGUUAUAAAGAAAUAGAUCAAUGUUGGUUGAAAGAAUUACAAAAUAGAAUUAAUGUUCGUUAUACAGAGAAAAGUUUGUUGUAAAAGAUGAAAGAUAAAUAAAUGAAUUUUCAUGUUAUUCUUAAUUUUGUAAAUAAAUGAAUUAAUAUAUUUGUGCAUAGUUUUAUGUGUAUUACAGUUUAUGUUUGAACAGUAUUAUUUUAUUACAUUCCAGAGGAAAUGUAAAAUUAUAUGCAAAUAUUUACUAUAACGAUGACAAAACAUACUAUCUCCUUUUGUUUUCUUAUUGGUUUUUGUGGUAAAUGAUGGAUAAUAAUUAUACUUGUGACAGUUUAAUGAUGUUUUAAUUGGUUGGAAUUGUACAAAGUCGACUAGGUUUUUCGUAAGGGCGAAUAUUAAUAAUCUGUGGUAUGGAUUAGUAGUAUCUUGAUUCGAAUUUUUCAUUGGUAAUUAGUUAUAUACAUCAGUAAAUCUUCUAAUUAAUCACUUGUAACCGACUUCCUAAAUACUUCUCUAGACUCUAUAUCUACACUUAAAAUCGUAUAAUAGGAAAAAGGCGCGAAUUAUGAGUAAAAGCUUCAAUUCAAAUUGAAUUGAUAUGCAUAAAAUCGGAUUCACUUGUCGGUUUUUUUAGUGACCUUGAUCUUCUAGAAACCUCCGUAGACUUCCGAAUGCAGUAUUAACGUAGGUGAUGUAUAAUCGUUCAUUUUCCCAGAUGGCUCUGGCGGGUUCCUUACAAUGCCGACCGGACAAAAUUUUUAAGACCCUUUCUGGACUUGAAGUGACUUUGUAGAAGGAUAUUUAUGAACUUCCGACAACACGAAUGUUAUUUUGUUGUAUAUUUAAGUUAUGAACAUCUCUUUUUGAUCGACUAGGUGAAUUAAUUAGAAAUCUAUUUCUCUGUUUUCAUCACCAAUAUAUAUAUAUAUAUAAUAUUAAGAAAACUCUAAUUUAUUGUCAGAUAUACUUUAUUAUUCAGCGUCACUUAUUACAGGUUUGCAUCAUGAAAUCAGUUGAUGAAGCCACUUGUUGGUCGGAGCCUGUAUUACAAGGCGCUGACCUCCUAAUCGUAACUUGUUCAACCCGAAUUCGACUUCAACAGCAAAAAGAGUGUGUAUUCAUCUUUUAUUAUCUUUUAGAUCUUGACCUUGGAUAGUCAUGAAGCUUAGUCUUGUUCAUGCUGUAGUUUGUCUACGGUUGCUCUAAUUGUGUCAUUUUAUAUUUUACUAUAUUUUUAUUUUGUUCUCGUUGUUUUUUAGUCCUUGUUAAGAUCCCUUGUUAUCAUCUUAAAUACCUUAUCGUUUUUAGUGAACUUCCUGAUGAAAAGCAACGUGUUACUAUAGUAUCCUACUUUUAGAAGCUAAAAAAAUAUACUUGUUAUUCUCUCUCUCUCUCUCUAUUUAUGUCCUAAAUUCAUUGCUCAUAACUGAACUCGGUCUGUAUAACGCUGAAUGGGUUCCAAUGAUAAAUGUCGGAAAUUUGACUGUAUCGAAUAAAGGAGAAGAAAGCUACAACCAUAUAAAUUCCAUUUAGUAUACCUAUAUCAAUCAUUCUCAUAUGAUUGAUACUAUUUUUAUGAAUAGAAUUAUACUAAUUGGAAUGUGAAGAUUGGCAUGGAUUACCAAUGGAUUAGACUGACUACAUUAGAAAUGGAUUAAAUUGAAAUAACUGGAUACUAUUCAACAAUACCUAAAGUUGUUGUUCUUAAUAAUUUUUUCUAGAAUUAUUAAAUUUCUUUUUUUUCCAAUAGUCUUCGAGAAAAAAAGUUAUUUGGAGGCAAUUAACUAUUCUCUUUAUUUCGUUGGUUCUACAUGUGUGAAUUUCAUUAGAACCAUGGUUUGACCUUAGUUAAACCGCCAUUAAAAACUUGGAAUUACUGGAAGAUCACUUCGUCGUAGUAUGGAACUUACCAGUAAUGACGAUCUUCGACCCACAAGUUAGAAUCGUAUUUAGGAUAUUCAGUUUUGCGCAAAGACUUUUAACAUAUAGACAACUGAACUGGCAUUCGACGGUGUUUAUAUCUAAGUUCAGUCAGUUCAUAAAAUCCAACAGUCUCCACAAUCACACGUUAUCAAAAUUAAUUAUUUUCCUUUUCAUUAUUUUGACCUGUUAGCAUGUAAGAUAACAUUUCAGCUAGUGAAUGAUCAUUGAGAGUCAAACAGAGUAGUGGACCAUCUUGUUAACCUUGUCACCGAUGUUACUGGGUUUCAAUGAUCUAUAUUUUUGGAUCCUUAUAAUUCAUAACUGACAUUAUUUUCACCAUUGACUAGAUUUGGAAAUUCACUUCAGUUUACAUGUAAAAUCAUGGUUUUUUAUUUCGUUUCAAGAUGAAUCGUCAGUACGUACAGCUUGAAAUAACAAGGAUGUUAGUCACUGCCAAGUAUCGUUUGAGAUUCAAUUAUUGUUUUAAUUAAGAGAAUCAAAAGUAGAUUAGCGCAAAAAGUACUACUUCAGGAUGCCAUUUUCUAAAACGUUUAGGUUAUAUUCAUGAUUGGUGCAUAUGAAAAGUUAUCUUUUGAUAAACAUAUUGUUUUUUUGUUGGUAAAGAAUUCUUUAAGGAUGAAAAAGCAACGGAGUAGUAAAUAUAUUAAGACAAGUAUAUUGUCCUACAAUAUGUAAAUUAUUUUUGUUUUUACAUUAAAGUAUAAGUUUAAUGGGGAUUAAACAAAAGGAGAAUGCGAACAAAUGGCAAUCAGGAUUAUAAUCAUUAAAUGUAAAUCAACAAUACAAAUUUCUGUCAUCGAUUGAUGUGUUGUGAGCAUCCAAACUGCACAAGUGUUGGAUCUUCACUCAACCACUUCGUUUAAUUUUGCUAGUAGUUUUUUAAGAUCACUGUUAAGAAGUGAUUGAAAUCAACUAAGUAUCUCAAACACUCAGCUGUUUUUUUUAUUAAUAUUCUGUCAAUGACUAAAUAGAGUAACUCAAAAGAGCACUAUCUGUUUUAGCAAAUAUUGUGGUGUGUACUACUGAUGUCGACAGAUAUAAGUAGUAUAUAUCAUCAUUCGAAAUUAAAAUGCCUGAAGGUAGAAGGUUAAGAAGGUCGGAAGAAAGAGAACAGAGAAUGAUUGAUAUGGAGACGAAAGAACAAUGAAUUCUGAGACGAUUGAUUGACAUUUUCUAGAAGGAACAGUCAACUUUGAGAUAAUUGAUUAACAGUUUGCAAAUGAAGUAUUUACUGUAUGGUUCCCAGGUUUUACUAAGAUGUUCUGUAAUUUUGUAUUCAGGUACAUUCGAUUGUCCCCAAUUGUGUUCUCGUUCACUACAAUAUAAUCUACUUUUCAAGAGUACAUGAAUCAGUAGAUAUAUUUAGAUAAAUUAAUGAAUUAGUUUAUUUUUAAAUCUCCUGUUAGAAGAAUUAGUUUAAAGCUUAGUGGAAAAUUUAUGUUACUGUACCACCUUUUAUUAUAAAAUUCUAUAACACUUCGUCGGUUUCUUGUUCCAAGUUCCAAUCAAUCUACGAUAUUACUUGACUUAAAUCCAUCUCCAUAAAUAAUUGAUUACCUAUUUUACAUUCGACAUCAUUAAAUUUCACUAUUCACAACUAAGCCUAAAAAUGUAAACCAUUGAAUGAAUAUUCAACAAUCUAUAAAUUAAACUUUCGUUACAAGCCAUUUAGAUCCUAAAUUCAAUCUCUCAUAUUGUCCUUAAUGCUCACUUAUCUUACUUACUUAUCUACAAUUAGUUUAUGGUGUAUCUUUAACCACUACCUAUUCUUACUUACAUUCUUAGUAAAAUGAUUCUAUUGUGUUUUGUUUUCUUUUAAAUCUAUUUUAUUCAUCUUUUAUGUAUUUCCUUUUAUUACGUUACAUGUUGGGAUAACAUUAUUAUUAUUAUUCUGAUUUUCUUUGUUAAUCUAUCAUGAUGUUGUUUUGCGAUUCUCUUUUUUGUUGUUAAAAAUUA
This is a messenger RNA of Schistosoma haematobium, 7616 nucleotides long. RefSeq lists its product as uncharacterized. Gene Ontology annotation, molecular function: nucleotide binding. NCBI's taxonomy places the organism in Eukaryota, Metazoa, Platyhelminthes, Trematoda, Strigeidida, Schistosomatidae. The record is from RefSeq and is a predicted model, not a curated record. Bases 1077 to 3800 code for a protein of 907 amino acids. Gene Ontology annotation, biological process: resolution of meiotic recombination intermediates; double-strand break repair via homologous recombination. Gene Ontology annotation, cellular component: RecQ family helicase-topoisomerase III complex; nuclear body. The transcript has 9 exons.